UUCGAGCCGCCGCUGCAGCUUUACUGGACCUGGCUGCUCCAAUGGAUUCCGCUCUGGAUGGCCCCCAACACCAUCACCCUCAUCGGCCUCGCCAUCAACCUGGUCACCACUCUAGUGCUCAUCUUCUACUGCCCCACGGUCACAGAGGAGGCACCAUACUGGACAUACUUUUUAUGUGCCCUGGGACUCUUUAUCUACCAGUCACUGGAUGCCAUCGAUGGGAAGCAAGCCAGAAGGACAAACUCUUGUUCUCCUUUAGGGGAACUGUUUGAUCAUGGCUGUGACUCUCUUUCCACAGUAUUUAUGGCCAUUGGGGCUGCAGUUGCUGUUCGCUUGGGAACACAUCCUGAUCUGUUGUUCUUCUGCUCCUUUGUUGGGAUGUUCUUGUUUUACUGCGCUCACUGGCAAACUUAUGUCUCAGGGGUAUUGAGAUUUGGAAGAGUGGAUGUAACUGAGAUUCAGGUAGCUUUAAUGAUCGUCUUUAUAUUGUCUACAUUUGGAGGUGCAACAAUGUGGGACUAUACGAUACCUAUUCUAGAAAUAAAACUGAAGAUCUUUCCAGUUCUUGGAGUAGUAGGUGGAGCAAUAUUUUCCUGUUCAAAUUAUUUCCAUGUGAUCCUUCAUGGUGGUGUUGGCAAGAAUGGAUCUACUAUUGCAGGUACCAGUGUUUUGUCACCUGGGCUCCACAUAGGAUUAAUUAUUAUAUUGGCAAUAAUGAUCUAUAAAAAGUCUGCAACAAAUGUGUUUGAAAGACACCCUUGCCUUUAUACCUUAAUGUUUGGAUGUGUCUUUGCUAAAAUUGCACAAAAAUUGGUGAUAGCUCACAUGACAAAAAGUGAACUAUAUCUUCAAGACACUGUGUUUGUUGGUCCGGGUCUUUUGUUUUUAGACCAAUAUUUUAAUAAUUUUAUAGAUGAAUAUGUUGUUCUAUGGAUAGCAAUGGUCAUUUCUUCAUUUGAUAUGAUGACAUACUUUAGUUCUUUGUGUCUGCAAAUUUCAAGACACCUUCAUCUAAAUAUCUUCAAGACUUCAUAUCAACAAGCACCUGAACAGGUUCAAGUUCUUUCUUCAAAGACUCAUCAGAAUAACAUGGAUUGAAGAGACUUUCGAACAUUUGCCAUCUCUUGCUGCUGCUGUUUCAUGAAAGGAGAUAUGAAACAUGUUUAAUUUUUAGUUAAAUGUUAUAAAAAUUUCAGCAAAUAAAACAUUUCAGUGCCUCCAUUAA
Cricetulus griseus (Chinese hamster) is the source of this 1225-nucleotide messenger RNA. NCBI's taxonomy places the organism in Eukaryota, Metazoa, Chordata, Mammalia, Rodentia, Cricetidae. The record is from RefSeq and is a predicted model, not a curated record.